This is a messenger RNA of Aspergillus caelatus, 1353 nucleotides long. Its product is annotated as major facilitator superfamily domain-containing protein. The record is from RefSeq and is a predicted model, not a curated record. NCBI's taxonomy places the organism in Eukaryota, Fungi, Ascomycota, Eurotiomycetes, Eurotiales, Aspergillaceae. Gene Ontology annotation, biological process: transmembrane transport. Bases 1 to 1353 code for a protein of 450 amino acids. Gene Ontology annotation, cellular component: fungal-type vacuole membrane. Gene Ontology annotation, molecular function: transmembrane transporter activity. The transcript has 4 exons.
AUGGAUGAACCAGUCGUCCGCUACGAGCUGCAGCCAGUUCAGUUCAGAGACAAUGUACAGGACCAGGGGGAUGACGACCAAACCACUGCGCUGCGAGGAUUCUCUUUGCCCCCAGUAGACAAGGGCAAGGAUGCAUGGUUAUGUCUAGUGGGGGCUUGCCUCCUGGAGAUGACGGUCUGGGGAUUCCCCUUUUCAUUUGGUGUGUUCCAAGAUUAUUAUACCACCACUGAACCAUUUGCUCAAUAUGCAUCUCGCGUGUCCCUGGUAGGAUCGUGCUCUAUGGGAAUCCUGUAUCUUGCUUCACCUUUUAGCCUUUUUAUACUGCAGCGCUGGCCAGGUCUUUGCCGUAUAAGCAGUGUGGCCGGUCUAGUGAUUGCAGUUGUUGGCAUCCUAUCAUCCGCGUUCGCCACCACGGUGUGGCAGUUAUUGGCGACCCAGGGGAUUAUUUACCCGAUUGGUGCAUGCACACUAUAUUACCCCGUCCUGAUAUAUAUAGACGAAUGGUUUGUGCGCCGAAAAGGUCUCGCAUAUGGGAUAUGCUGGGCCGGAAGCGGUCUUGCAGGGAUCAUAUUCCCAUUUAUUGUCAGUGCCGCACUUUCUCGAUACUCUUACCGGACUACUGUUUGCGCCUGGGCCGUGAUCAUGGUUCUUCUAGUGUGCCCCUUCCUGCCAUUUGUGAAGCCGAGAACUCCUGUUUCCGCUGCACAAGUUCCACGACCGCAAAUAAUAAGCUUUCAAUUCAUGUGGUCGCGACCUUUCCUUAUCUUCCAGCUUGGUAGCAUUGUACAAAGUCUGGGAUAUUUUGCCCCGACCUUAUAUCUUCCCACCUAUUCACGCCUCGUGGUCGGGGAAUCCGGAUUCGGCAUCACUGCUCCCCUAACACUCAUGAACGCGGGCACAACAAUAGGAUUCAUCUUAAUGGGCUUCCUGGUUGACCGGUGGCAUGUCGCAAACGUCAUCUUCUUAGCUACCGUCUUCACCGUCCUCGCCGUCUUCGCAAUCUGGGGCAUGUCAGUCUCGCUAUCACCCCUAUUACUGUUCGCCAUCGUAUACGGGAUCUUCGCUGGCAGUGCUAGUGCAACCUGGCCUGGGAUUGUACAAGCAGUCAAGGAGACGGAGCAAAAUGCUCCCACGGGGAUUAUUUUGGGCCUCUUGACCGCUGGCCGCGGUGUGGGCUCGAUCGCAUGUGGCCCCAUUAGCGAACUUCUGAUCAACGCGGAAUGGCCGUUUAUCGCGAAGCCCGGGUCUCUGGGGUAUGGAACAAAUUUUGGGAGUCUUAUUGUGUUUACGGGAGUUACUGCGGUCUUUGGAGCGUUGGGGUUUGUGUCGAGAAGACUGGGUGUUCUUCAUUAA